UCACCUUUGAUGUGUCCUUUGACCUCUGAUAACUAACUUGACUCUAUAUGUAGCACACCUCGUGAUUGUUUACAAAAUUCAAAAGAAGGGAGAGUGAAAUCUAUGGUGAAAUUGAAAGUACAGAUACAAUAUGGCUACAGAUGACAGCAACUUCUACAGUCAGAUUGCAGCCAGUUUGGCUGACAACAGCUUUGAUGACAGUGAUGAGGAGCCUGUGAAGCUCACCUCUGCUGAUACUAAAAAUCUGGCUCAGACGGUGGACGUAGAUGACAUGGAUGCCAGCCUUUUCAGCUCGUUAACGAGUGGAACCAGUCGGAGAAGAAACUCUCAAAAUCAGAAGAAUAAAACCACCACCACUCCAAAUCCACCAAAAGAGACAUCUGUGGGUGCUCCAAGUGUGCCUCUUGAAGGAGGAAAUAAUAGGAGAGUUGAGGUGGUGAAGAAAAGUGAUGUGGGAAAAAACAAAGAAGUCAAAGCUGCUGAAAAUAGCAAGCCCAAAUUCGAUUUUGAGGAUGACAUCCUGGACAUUCUUUCUGACGGGGACAAUGAACCUCCUAAGAAAAGGGGAAAACCGAAAAUUAAGUUGAACAAGAAAUCAGAACCUAUAAAGACAGACAACAACCCGAUCACUUCAUUAUUUGACAAUGACCCACCAUCCCUGGAGCUUGAACGACCUGGAACUAGCAGGGGGACUUCCCUUACAGAUAAGGCACAUAGGGGAAACUCCGUUACAAUAGACACUUCCACUCCAGUCCCCGAUGUGCUGAAGUUAGACACACAGGUUAUGACACCUCGGAAACUAAACGAUUCUAAAGCUGCUGUUACCUUUGACGAUGAUGAUGAUGACAUUUUGGGUGGUCUGGGUUUCGAUAAUGAAAAGCCAAAAUCUAAUAGUAGAUCAACUGCAACCGCAACCAGUUCUAGACUUGAUGAUUUACUUGGAGUGAACAAGCCGAACAAGACAGCAGUGAAAACUAUAUCAAAAUCAACAAACUCACAGGACAGGAAAGAAGCAAAGACUACUACUGCCGAACCUGGUGACAGUUUUCAAUUUGGUAGCUAUGUUCCUUCAUCAGUAGAUAACUCCAGUGGACCUCUAAGGAGAGGUAGCCUCAAAGUUCCUUCAGGAAGGAGAAGGGGAACUAGUGGUGAGAUAGACAGCAGCCUUGUCACGAGACCAAGUACCGCUGAGCCUUCCCUGACAAAGAAAUCGGUACACUUUGCUGAAAAAUUGGAGAGACCAUCAUCAUCUCCUUCAGCAGCUGAUCCUACACGUAUGAGCGAAGAAAAUGGUCUGUCCACUAGUAGUCAAUCUCAAGACGAUUUUGGGUUGAAGAAGCCACCGCAACUUGAGAAGAGAGAUCCAGCCCUGGAGGACAACGUGACCGUCAGUGGGGUGGAGAAUCAAACACUCCCUGAAAGCUUGACAAUGGAUGAAAGCCUGUUUCUCGAUGCGUCUAAGCAGCCUCUGAGUAGUUCUGGUAGGAGGAGAACAGCCUCCAGCUCUGCUCUAUUUGAUGACCAACUACCCAGUGCUGAUGUUGAGCCUGACGACGUUGCCAGUACCUCCUCAAGAGACUCCACCACGACUAAACUCACAACAGAGGACACUGAGAAACUUAAGCACCCUGUAUUCCCUUGGCAAAGAGGUGGCAGAUCAUCAUCUACAGAGACCUCUGCAAGUAGAAGAAAAAAUACUUUGCAGACAACAACUGGAAUCGAGCAGCCACAGUCAAACACAUUUAAAGCAGAAGCGUUACCUGGCAGUCAUGGACCUUCCCUAAACCAAACUUCCAAUCUUGCAUCCUUCCAACAGCAGCUUCUCCAACAGCAGAAACAAUUUCAAGAGCAGCUGGCCAGUUUUCAGACUGAGAGUAACAGUGCAGUUGCUACAGCCAGGGCCACCUCCACAACUGAGAUUGAAAGACUGCAGGGAGAGGUGAAGAGUACUGGAGAGAGGGUGAAGGAGCUGGAGGGAGCCUUGGAGAGAAAAGAUGGGGAGCUCUCUGAUAAGCAUAAAAUCCUCAAGGAUACUGAACAAGAACUUUUAUCUUCCAAAGAGGCCAGAUUAAAGCUAGAAGAGAAAUGUAAAGAGACUGCUGACAAACUGAAUGCCCUUGAUAAGGAAGCUGCCCAAGUGAAGCACAAGUUGAAUGCUCAAGUUGAAGAACUCAAAAUGAAGCUCUAUAAGAUUGAAUUGGAGAGAGAGCAACUACAGCACACGAUUGAGUCAACGAAAAAUAGGCACAGCGAGGAAAUCGAAUCUAUACAAAAGUCGAAUGAGUUAAAACUGAAAGCUUUGGAAGAGUCUGUUCAGAGAAGAGAAGCAAGAUGGAAAGAAGAAACAGUGGCUGAUUCAACAAGAUUUCAAGACAAACUAACUUUUUUAGAGCAUGAGAAAACAGAUGCUGUUUUAGCGUUAAAGAAAAGGAUUGACACAUUGGAAAUCAGCAAGACGAAUGAAAUUGGUCGUCUCAAAGAUGUGCAUUACUCAGCCAUUGAAGACCUGAAGAGAGAGCAUGAGCUGGACAAACAGCACCUAUUGAACUUACACAGGCAAGAGCUUGAAGCAAUCAAAGCUGCCCACUCCCACACAAGAAUGCUCUCAGACCUCAGUCGUAAGGUUGAGGUAUCUACAAGGGACAUGUCUCAGUUGCAGGCAAAACUGGAGAAUACACACUCAACAGAACUUGACGAAAGAAUGCAGAGAGUUAAAACUCAUGAGGAACACUUGAAAAUAUUGGAAGCUCAACUGAUGAAGCAAAAAUCUGAGAACAACACUGAGAGAGACCAACUUCAGUCACUCAUAGCCAAAAUGGAGUCUCAUGUCUCACAGCAAAAAAAGCAAAUGGAGCACGAGAGGUGGCAGCUACAACAAGACAUGGCCAAACGUACAGCUCAACAAAAUGCUUUUGAAGAUGAGAGGACCACAACGCUAAUGAAAUUUGAAACAGAGCGGGAAAGAUUGGAACAAGCCAAGGAGAAGUUUCUUUCCGAGCAGCAAGAGAUUUUAUCGAAGUGUUACGGAGAGAGGCGGUCGAUUGCGAGUGAGAGAGCUGAACUGUCUAUACUGCAGAAGAAAGCUUUGGAGAGGGAACGGAGUAACAAGCAACUUAACAUACAGAGUGAGGCAGAGAGAGAGACAUUGUCCAAUCAAAUGAUGGAGGAUAGAAGUCAGUUGGUGGCCGAGAGAACAGCACUAAGGGAAGAGCAGGAGCAGCUAAAACUGAACAGAGAGGCUGCUGCUAGGGACAGGGAAAAACUGGAGGCGUAUGGAGCAGAGAUACAGCAACGCUCUCAAGAGAUUGAGCAGAUUACUGAGACUGCCCUGAUCGUGAGGGAGAAGGGUGAACAGAGUCUGGCUGAAAGUCAGAGGCUACAGGAAGAGCUCUCACAACAGGAGCAAGCACUACGGACACGGAAAGGGGAUCUUGUGGAUAGAGAGAAACAACUCGCUCUGGAGCAAUUGUCUGUAGCCCAGGAGAGGAGGCUCCAGCACCACAAGGUGAUGUCCUUGAGCUCCUCCGUUCCUGAACCACCCACGGAGGAGGUGAAUCACACCAACCCACUACUGCUUUCUUCGCUGAGAGCGCAGGAAUCACAGGAGUCCUUGUUGAGUGUCUCUAAUGCUAGUCUAUUGAGCUAUAAAGGGCCGAUUGAAACACUGUCAGCCUCAGCUUACCAGAGCUACAGUCCCAGAGCCAGUCCUCUCCAUGUGUCUGCCCUCAAUAAGACUACUCAUGUCAACACCCUCCUCACCAAGAUGGACCACAGCCGCAACGUCAGACAGUGGGUGCUUGAAGCAAAGAAGGAUGAUGAAUAUCUCGAGCAAGAAACAAACUUUAUACAGAGCCUGCAAUCCAAUCCAUACGUUUACUAGAAUUUACUAGAUUAUAGAACCAUGUAGAACGUUAAAAAUCAUGUACAGGUACAAUAAGUUAAUGUAUGAUGGUGUCCUGACAAAAUAAUGCUAUUUCUUGUUGAAAAAUUAUAAACAUUUUAACUGUUGA
Molecule: messenger RNA, 4010 nt
Organism: Halichondria panicea
Lineage: Eukaryota; Metazoa; Porifera; Demospongiae; Suberitida; Halichondriidae
Product: fas-binding factor 1 homolog
Exons: 17
Coding region: 131-3880 (1249 amino acids)
Biological process (GO): cilium assembly; establishment of epithelial cell polarity
Cellular component (GO): centriole; ciliary basal body; ciliary transition fiber
Source: RefSeq, a predicted model, not a curated record